This is a messenger RNA of Branchiostoma belcheri (Belcher's lancelet), 2124 nucleotides long. RefSeq names its product trichoplein keratin filament-binding protein-like. The record is from RefSeq and is a predicted model, not a curated record. The transcript has 15 exons. Gene Ontology annotation, biological process: apoptotic process. NCBI's taxonomy places the organism in Eukaryota, Metazoa, Chordata, Leptocardii, Amphioxiformes, Branchiostomatidae. Gene Ontology annotation, cellular component: keratin filament. The coding region runs from base 159 to 1661 and encodes 500 amino acids.
UGCGAACUAGCGUAACUCACCUGUUUGAAAUUUUUUCGAUCACCAGCUGAGAAUCUUACAACAAACAACAAGAAUCUCACGUUUUUGUAAACUUCCGGACUGUGUUUCGUUCAAUUCUCUCGGUGACUGAAUUAUCACACGUCAACAGGUAAGAAAACAUGGCCCUGCCCACCCUCCCCUCCUACUGGCAUGUCCGGAACCGACUUGCGGAGCAGAGGAUCCUCCGUCAGCGGAACCACGAGGCACAGUUCCGGGAGACGUGGGACAACCAUGCACGCUACUUCCACAAGUCCAACGUGCAGACGGCUAAGGGGGCCCACUGGUCUUCUCAUCGCAGCUACCAGGACAGCAUGGAAGCCUUUAAUACAGCAGCAGAGAAGGAGGCAAAGUCGGCCCGACUGAAGGAGCGGAGAGAGAGACUGAGUGAGCUGCUGAAGGAGGAGAGGGACACGUACGAGGCCGAGCUGAGGGGGAUGUCGCUGGAUAACUACAGAAGGAUGGAGGCUAUGAAGGAGAGGGCUGAUCACCUGAAGGAGAAAAAAGAAACCGAAAGAAAACAGCUUGCUGAAGUCAAGUUAAAGGAACAUUUCAGAAGAAACAACCCUGAUCUCAGACAGAUUGAAUCUGAGCAGCACAAGCAGCAUGUUAUCGGGGCCUGGAGUGACCAAGUGGAGGAGAAGGAGGAGAGACUUGCCAGCGCUCGUGCAGAGGAAAAACACAUCGAUGACGUCAUGGAGAAACAGAGACUGGUCGCCCUCGAAAAACAGAGGGAAGAAGAGAUCAAGAGAAGGAAGGAGGAGAAGAGGCAAGCAGGCGUUCUGAAAGAACAAGUGGAAGAAUUGAAGGACAGGGAAAGAGAGGCUGAAGGCCUGAAGCAGGAAGAGGCAGAACUGCUUAGACAACAGUGGGAACUGGAGAAAAUGGAUGCAGAAAGAAAAGCUUUUGAGGAACAGAGAAAGAAAGCAGAUCUUGGGCGAGCUCUGUCCAGGCAGUACAAGAUGCAGAUGAGAAGGAAGUCACAGCAGGUCCAGGAGGCACUGGAGCUGGACCGUAAGAUUCUGGCCUCGCUGAUGGAGAAGGAGGAGGAGGACCGGAGGCUGCAGACGGAGCGACGGGAGCGAGCGCAGGCGGACGCAGCCUGGAUGAAGGAGGUGGUGGAGAAACAGAUGCGGCUGGAGAAACAACGGGAGGAAGAGCUGGACGAGAUGUACAGGCACGAGGCCGAGCGACAGUGGGCCAAGCGGGAUGCGGAGUGGGAGCGGGAGAGGCUGGCCAGGGAAAGGCUCAUGAAGGAGGUUCUGGAGGAGCGUCAGGACCAGCUGGCGGCUAAGAUGGCGGCGUUGCGGCGGCGCCAGGAGGAGGUUCUGCGUAGUCGGGAGGACCUUCUGCGGCAGCUGGAGGUGGCCAAUCGGCUGGCUCGGCAGGAGGAGGAGGAGCGGGAGAGAGCCGUGCAGGAGAGGAGGCAGGAGGUCCAGGGACAGAUCACGGAGCGUCGUGAGCGCCAGCGCACAGCGAGGGAGCGGCUGGAGCAGGAGCUGGCGCAGGAGAAGAGAGCAGAGGAGGAGUAUGAGGAAGUACUGAGACAGGAGGCGGCACGAUUGAAGCUGGGGGGCUUCGAACCAAAGUCCUAUCCAAGAAGUAGGCGAUCAGCUUGGGACUGAGGUGGACGACAACUGUAAUUGUACAGCUACAAAUGAGGCUGCUGGUUAGAAUGAAACCUCAUCUGUGUUGGCAGAAUCAUAGCGUACAUAUUGUAAGAACACAAUGAAAAUCACUUACCGUACAACUUUUGACAGCACACAUCUCAGACAUCAGAUGAAAGAGGAUUUGUAUUAUAAUGAUUUUCAUUGUGUCCAUUAGUUAAGUAUGCUGCUAGUUGAAGAAUAGAGACAAAUGCCUAGUACCUGAUAUGCAGUUUAUGGGAGAUUCUAGGAACUAUUUCCCCUUUUCUGUAAUAGUAUACAUGCAGGGAUCAAGUUAUAACAGGAUUAUUCAAUGCUGUUAGCAUGUUUGAAUUGCUAUAAGUACUAAAUGUUUCUACUUAAGUCAGGGCUUAAACGUUUAAGUCAUGUAUUCAACAUGGGUUGAAGGAAAUUCAGUGUACAUUAUAUUAUCAUGGCUAAU